Molecule: messenger RNA, 978 nt
Organism: Fusarium keratoplasticum
Lineage: Eukaryota; Fungi; Ascomycota; Sordariomycetes; Hypocreales; Nectriaceae
Exons: 1
Coding region: 1-978 (325 amino acids)
Molecular function (GO): 1-alkyl-2-acetylglycerophosphocholine esterase activity; oxidoreductase activity
Source: RefSeq, a predicted model, not a curated record
AUGGAGUUCCCCAACACCUCUCUCAUCGGUGGCGCUGCCGACAUCCCCGUCAACUCUCCCACUCCCAUCCUGACUUUCAGUCCUGUCGUCAUUCCCAGCACAGACCGCCGAGUUGACUUGGAGCUCAAGGUCACGGCUCCGGCUACUGGAGAUUCUCUCCCCAUCAUCCUCCUCUCUCACGGCCAUGGUCCUAGUAACUACCUCUCCUCGUUCAAGGGUUACGGGCCCAUCGUCGACUUCUGGGCUUCGCAUGGCUUUGUCGUCAUUCAACCUACACACUUGAGCUCUAGGCAGCUUGGCUUUGAGCUCAACGCUGAGAGCAUUCGGGAGCUCUUCUUGGAGUCACGAGCCAAGGACAUGACUCGGAUCCUUGAUAAUCUCGACACCAUCGGGGAGACUGUUCCUCUUCUCAAGGGCCGACUUGACAAGUCCAAGGUUGCAGUUGCGGGCCACUCACUGGGUGGAAUGACUGCUACCAUUCUUCUGGGGGCUGUCAACACAGAUACCCGUGAUGGGACCAAGACCCAGCUUGCUGACAAGCGCAUCAAGGCUGGUGUGGUCAUUGGCGGUACUGGAACUGGUGGAUCAGACCUCUCUGAAAAUGGAAGAACCAAGUUGAUCCCCUUCCACAACCCCGAUUUCAGCACCAUGAGCACGCCCUCUCUCAUCGUCUGGGGCGACUCGGAUGUCAGUCCUCACCUGACCGUUCGAGGUGCUGACUGGCACGCCGAUCCCUACAAUCUUGCUCCAGGACCCAAGGCCUCCUUCUGUAUCAAGGAGGGUCGUCACGGAUUCGGUGGAAUUAGCGGCUGGGAUGCACUUGAGUGCCAGGAUGAGAGCCCAGAGAGGCUGGCGGCUGUGCAGAGGGUCACUUGGGCGUAUCUCAAGAGCCAGUUGUAUCCUGGUGACAAGGCGUGGGACGAGGCACGCAAGGGACUUGAGGGACAUGGGGAGAUUGGAAAGAUUGAGCAGAAGUAG